Durio zibethinus is the source of this 3760-nucleotide messenger RNA. RefSeq lists its product as uncharacterized. Lineage: Eukaryota; Viridiplantae; Streptophyta; Magnoliopsida; Malvales; Malvaceae. The record is from RefSeq and is a predicted model, not a curated record.
GAAACGCUUUUAAAUGAUGGUUGUCGUUUGUUCCGGAUUUUCAAAGGAGUAGAUAAAGAAAACAAACCAAAGCACGACGUUUUUCUUUCCUUUCCAAUUUCUUCCUCUGUUUCAGCAAAUCCGAAAUUAAAAAAAUAAAAACAUUUUUUUUUCUUUUCAUAAUAAUGUACUAACACCUCAAAAAUUAAAUAAAAAAGAAAAUACACAAAAAUUGAAAUUCUUUUAUAUUAAUCUCUUUGUUUCUAUCUAUUAUAAAUGAAAACUUGCGCAAUUCUAAAGCAUUACCCUGUCUAUCUCACUCUCUUUCUCUCCGGAAGUUCAUACCAAAACGAUUCGUCGUUUCAUAAUUUCCUCAAGCCGAAAAAAGAAACACAGCCGUUUAUUUGUCUGCUUCCUUCUGGUUUCUGAUAGUUUUGAUUCGCUGCAUCGCUCACUGCGUGAGAAUUGUGGACGCCGAAGCGUCGAGAGCCGUACGAUUGAGGUUCUCUUGGCUUUUAAUAUGUCCUCGGUGAUUGUUGACGCUUAGCGACUGAAAGUCCUAAUCCUAAUCUUAGACUUUGUUUCGUUUUACUCUGUUAUAGUUCUGCUGAUAGUAGAAAAAGAAGAAGGUUUUCGAAAAGGUUUGUUCUAGGAUGGUAUGAGACAAUUUUAGGGUUCGGUAUUUCUGGUUAUUUACCAUAUUGGGUCUGGAUGGUUCUUUCAGACCCGUCUCGUUUUGUUCUUUCUUGUUGAAGGGGUAGAGUUGUCAUUUCAGAUAUGAUGGUCUUGGUUUUCUUACUUUGUUCUUCCUAAACUUUGAAGAACCCUAGAAGGAACCCUUUUAUUGAAAUUGAAAAAUAAAGAAAAACAAACAGCUAAGUCCUUUUAAUUGCAGAAGCGCUUAUUUGAAGAAUUGCCCUUUUUGAGUAAAAUUUUUGGAACCAUAAUUCAAGUUUCUUUGAAUUGAUUGAUUAAUUGGUUCGUUCAAGGUUGUUUUUUCACUGAAGUGUUGGUGACCUUAAUUGUAUAUAUUGUAUAGAAGGAACACAAAGCAAAAUCCUAAUUACAGUUUACAGAACAGUUUCGAAGAAUUUUGGAAUUGGGAAAUUUUGGAUUAUAGUAGCUAUUUGAUAUUUCAUGUAAGUAAGCUAUUUGAUAACCGAAAGUGAAUUUAGGGGAACAGAACGGUUUUUGGGAAUAUUGAGAAAUUUAUAACCUGGAAAAGAAGAACAGAAUUGGGAAAUUCUUUCUUUCUUUAUGAUCAUGUUUAGCGAGAGUUAUGGAAAGAGGUGAGCCUUCAUUAGUACCGGAAUGGUUGAAGAGCGGUGGAAGUGUAACUGGUAGUGGCAAUUCAUAUCACCAAUUUACAUCAUCAUCUUCCCGCUCAGACAAUCAUUCUGCACUGAGGCAUGCAGGAAAUAAGUUGUCUGUUGGCAGUGAUCAUGAUAUAGGCUGGACAUCUGUUCUGGAUAGGACCACUUCUACUUAUUUUAGAAGGAGUUCUAGCAGCAAUGGUUCUGCUCACUCACGAUCUUAUAGCAGUUUUUCUAAAGGCCACCGAGAAAGAGAUUGGGAAAAAGAUAUUAAUGGUUACCAUGAGAGGGAGAAGGAUAUUCUCAGUGACCAAAGGAACCGAAACUAUUAUGAUUCUCUCAAUAACAUGCUGCCAAACAUGUAUGAGAAGGAUGUCUUACGGCGUUCACAGUCUAUGAUAACUGGCAAGCAUACUGACACAUGGCCAAGGAAAGCAACAAAUGAUUCAAGUGCAACCAACCAAAGCAAUCACAGCAGUGGUAAUGGUUUGCUUAGCAUAGCUAGCACUGCUGUUGGUGAUAAAUCUGCAUUUGAACGUGAUUUUCCUGUUCUUGGUGCUGAUGAAAGACAAGUUGGGUCAGAAAUAGGAAGGAUUUCAUCUCCUGGCUUGAGUUUUGCUGUGAAGAGCUUGCCAGUGGGUACCUCAGCUGUUACUGGCAGUGAUGGCUGGACAUCAGCUCUAGCAGACAUGCCCGUGGGUGUGGGAAGCAGUGGCAGUGGUGUUGCAGUUGCCUCACAAAAUGUUUCUUCAAGCUCAGCUUAUGUGGCUUCCACUACAGUGACAGGCCUUAAUAUGGCUGAAACAGUGGCUCAGGGGCCUUCUUGUGCUCGUACACCUCCCUCGUUAAAUGUUGGAACUCAAAGGCUUGAGAAGCUGGCUAUCAAACAGUCAAGGCAACUAAUUCCCUUGGUGACGCCAUUGAUGCCUAAAACUCUGGUGGUCAGUCCUUCAGAGAAAUCAAAACCUAAAGUUGGGCAGCAGCAGCAUCUUUCACUCUCUCUUAAUUACACACGGGGUGGAACUUCAAGAUCUGACAGUCUGAAAGCUUCAAAUAACGGCAGGCUUCUUAUACUCAAACCAUCACAAGAAUUGAAUGGGGUCUCUUUAACCACAAAGGAUAAUUUGAGUCCUACUAAUGGAAGCAGCAAAUUAGUGAAUAGCCCACUAAGUGUCACUCCAUCGGCUGCUGCAUCUGCUCUCUUUAGGAGCUCAGGCAACAGCCCCAGGUUUGCCACUGCUGAACGGAAUCAGACUCCAUUCCAGAUAACCAUUGAGAAGAGACCAGCAUCUCAAGCGCAGAGUAGGAAUGAUUUCUUCAACCUUCUAAAGAAGAAAUCUACUACAAACUCUGCUUCCUCUGUCCCUGAUCUUGGCCCUGCUUUGUCACCAUCUAUCUCAGAGCAGUCUGAUGAACUUGGCACAGAAGAUUCCAGUACUUCUGUUACUCUGCAGGAUGGGGGUGUUUCAUCAUCAGAGAUCUCAAUUGCUGACUUGCCAACUGAUAAUAGGAGUGAAAUAACUUACAAUGGAGAUACUUAUGAUGGGUCCCAGCGGUGUUCUAGCAAUGGAGACAGGCAUUCAAGCCAUGAUGCGUUUCUAUAUCCUGGAGAGGAAGAGGCUGCAUUUUUACGUUCCCUUGGUUGGGAAGAGAAUACUGGAGAUGAUGGUGGUCUUACAGAGGAGGAGAUUAGUGCCUUUUUUGAGGAGUACAUGAAAUUGGAACCAUCUGCAAAACUUUCCCACCGAUUGCAGUCAAUAGGUCCAUUAAGAUCUCAUAAUGGGACUCUUGGCGGUGCCUCAGCUAAUUGACUUGGGAAGAUUUGAAUGUGUUGCUGUUAUGGCUACACUUUAUUUUCCCUUUUGUUUACUUUGAUUGAUAUUGGGAUGGAUGAAAACCCAAGGAUUGGGUUUUAAAAGAAAAGAUAGGAUGCAAUGCAAUGUAAGUAUUGCUGUUUGUGAGAGUGGGUUGGAAUAAACUACAAAUGAUCCAGUCCUAGGAAGAGGAAGACCAGUGAUGUGUUAUUCCUGGUUUUUUAACAUAGGAUUUUCUUAGAUAUAAUAAAAAGGUAGAGAAAGAGGGUAGGAAUAGGUUUUUCUUACUAUAUCUGCAAUGUAAGAAUUUGGUGGGGAUUUAACUUGAGGCUGAGGGGCACAGUUCAACGAAUAGCUUUUCUUUUUUUGGUCAUUUGAAAAGGAAAAGAGACGAAAGAGAAUUAGUUGUGUACGGUUUGUGGGUAUCCUUUCUUUUUCUCUGUUUCGACUUAGAUUAGAUUCCGUGUCUAUAUUUAAGGAAUAAUACCAUUGUUCUUAGACAGAAAAGCAAUCAAAGGAUAGUGUUUCAUUUUGGGUAUAUGAGAAUCAUUCAUUUGCUUGAAUCAACUUUAAGCUUCUGUUUAUCAGUAUUGCUGUGUCAUUCAUGGUAACUGUAUCGCAAAGCUUAGCCGCAAAAGCCGAAAAUUUUUUUUU